AUGGACACGAGUCACGUGUGGCCCAUCAAGCUUGCUAGGGUAAUCAAAGUGCUGGGCAGGACCGGUUCGCAGGGACAGUGCACGCAGGUACGUGUGGAAUUUAUGGAUGACACCAGCCACUCCAUCAUCCAAAACGUCAAAGGUCCCGUUCGAGAGGGAGACAUGCUCACCCUAUUGGAGUCAGAAAGGGAGGCUCGGAGGUUGCGUUGA
Molecule: messenger RNA, 210 nt
Organism: Myodes glareolus (Bank vole)
Lineage: Eukaryota; Metazoa; Chordata; Mammalia; Rodentia; Cricetidae
Source: RefSeq, a predicted model, not a curated record